GAUAGAUAGCAGAUGUUACUUCCUGUGAGGGAAGUCCGUACAUCCUCUGUUUUUCCCUUAUCCGCUAAAAAUCUCGCUCAGAUGGGAACUAUCUACCCCUCUUCGAUUCCCUUUUCAUCCGUUCACAUGAACGAAUUUCAAACAGAUGAUUGGUCGAAAAUCUUGAGAUAUAAGGGAAAUUAGUUCAGCGACGGAGUUCAGGAAGCGUCCAAACUCCAUACAUUUUUCCUCCUGAUGACCAACGCCCUCAGUCGAGACACUUAGAAAAAGUCCAGAGUCUGCACUUAGGAAAUAUAUUUUGAUUUUGUGCACGAUUGAUCUCCCAUGUUAAGAUGUAAAUGAACAUUAUCUACAAAGUGUCCCUUCCCUACACUAGAAGAAGACGAACGACAACUAAAACAGAAUGGAUAAUUUCAAAGCGUUGAAAAAGUGGAAUACCUCUGGAAGAGACAGUCCAGAAGAAAGCACCUCGACAUCGGAAUCGGCUUCCUCUUCAAUUCGAGUGAUUCGCUUCCCUCCGAAAGAAGUGGUGGAGGGUGCAGAGGAGAAAUCUGGUGAACCCGACAAGAAACGGGCGAUUGUCACCAUUCCCGAUGAGAGCACCUCGUCUGUCAUCGAUUACCUGGAACAGAGAUACCCAGAAGUUCCGGAAUGGUUGGUGCAGAGACAGGCACGCGAGGAAGGAAUGGAAGAGGAGUGUAAAUCGAUUCUGAAAAAGCCUAAAAAGAAGCCUUGGUGGAAGAAGCUAUUCUUCUUCUGGAAGAAAUAAAUUAGCAAGGUCUUCUCACCGGAUGUGACUUUUCCUCCCCCGAAUGUGACUUCUUUUUUUACCCGGAUUUGGAUGUGAAAUGUGCAGCGCGGACGGGGAAAAUACAUUCACGUUUUUACCAAUUAAACGAGUUUAAUUUCGCGCUGACAUUGAAAGAUACAUAUAUACAAAAAAGGUUCGGAUUCCUGCAGUUUACCUACAAACGUUUCCAAAUUCCGAGUGAACAGGUAUACCAAUAGACCGGUAGUUACUUUUCCGAUAACUACCUCCCGACAAAUCUAUUUGCGCGCGUAAACUUAAACUAACUUAAACUAAAAGAUAGGAAAGG
This is a messenger RNA of Centruroides sculpturatus (bark scorpion), 1097 nucleotides long. RefSeq lists its product as uncharacterized. The coding region runs from base 404 to 769 and encodes 121 amino acids. NCBI's taxonomy places the organism in Eukaryota, Metazoa, Arthropoda, Arachnida, Scorpiones, Buthidae. The record is from RefSeq and is a predicted model, not a curated record. The transcript has 2 exons.